Molecule: messenger RNA, 1592 nt
Organism: Acipenser ruthenus (sterlet)
Lineage: Eukaryota; Metazoa; Chordata; Actinopteri; Acipenseriformes; Acipenseridae
Product: exosome complex component RRP4-like
Exons: 9
Coding region: 68-952 (294 amino acids)
Biological process (GO): nuclear polyadenylation-dependent rRNA catabolic process; CUT catabolic process; exonucleolytic trimming to generate mature 3'-end of 5.8S rRNA from tricistronic rRNA transcript (SSU-rRNA, 5.8S rRNA, LSU-rRNA)
Cellular component (GO): cytoplasmic exosome (RNase complex); nuclear exosome (RNase complex)
Molecular function (GO): RNA binding
Source: RefSeq, a predicted model, not a curated record
UACCCUUCGUAUAGAGCGAAUUGCGUCAUCAAACAGCGUCGAGGCUACAGGCGUGCCCGUAGUUAAGAUGGCGGCGGACAUGAGACUAGCGGCUGCACGGAAACGCGCUCCCGGUUCCCUGGUGUCACAGGACGAAAGCAAACACCUGGUGGCACCGGGAGAUGUCAUUACAACCGACACCGGCUUCAUGCGGGGCCAUGGCACCUACACGGAGGAUGAGAAGCUCAUGGCUUCCGUCGCUGGUGAAGUGGAACGAGUGAACAAACUGAUCUGUGUCAGACCGCUGAAGACCAGGUUCAAUGGAGAGGUCGGUGACGUGGUGGUUGGCCGGAUCACUGAGGUUCAACAGAAGCGAUGGAAGGUGGAGACUAAUUCCCGUCUGGACUCGGUCCUUUUGCUUUCAUCCAUCAACCUGCCAGGAGGGGAGCUGAGGAGGAGAUCAUCUGAAGACGAGCUGGCCAUGAGGGAUUACCUGCAGGAGGGGGAUCUCAUCAGUGCUGAGGUGCAGUCUGUGUUUGCAGACGGGGCUCUCUCUCUCCACACACGCAGUCUGAAGUACGGCAAGCUGGGGCAGGGCGUGCUGGUGCAGGUCUCCCCCUCCCUGGUGAAGCGCCGCAAGACUCACUUCCACAACCUGCUGUGCGGCGCCUCCAUCAUCCUGGGGAACAACGGCUACGUGUGGAUCUACCCCACCCCCGCCCAGCAGGACGAGGAGGCCGGGGGCUUCUUCACCAGCACCGAGCCGGUGCCCCUCUGUGACCGGGAGGUUAUCUCGAGGCUUCAGAACUGCAUCCUCGCCCUGUCUGCUCACAAGGUGCUGCUGUAUGACACCAGCGUGCUGUACUGCUUCGAGUCCUCGCUCGCUCACCAGAUAAAGGACACCCUGAAGCCAGAGGUCAUGGAGGAGAUCGUCAUGGAGACCCGGCAGAGACUCCUCGAACAAGAAGGAUGAGGGGCGGACGCUGGCGGAUCUUAACACCACUGCUGUUUAGACCCUUAAAAUAUCAUUCAAACUUUUAUAGACUGAAGCAAACUGAAGAGAUGAGCGCUCGCUGUUGGAAGUUUUGAUUUUGUUAACCGUGGGCCCUCGGGGGGAUUGGGGGGGUCCCGGAGUGGGGGAGCCAUCAAACACUGUCUCAUGUACACAAGAGCCCCAGUGCACUGUGCUGGUACACUGCCUUCAGCAUGGCACCAGUACUGUAGAUGUGACCAAAGCGUGUGUUUUAUAUUGAAUGGAAGAAGUUCUUGUGCAAUGUAUUACAUGUUUCUAUCCAGGCACAGGUUGAACUUCUGCAUUGUCCUGGAGGAUAAAGACUUACUAGUCUUGCAGAAGUUUUGUUUGUGUGUAUUUAGUGGUGUAUAAAACACAGUCCUGCGGUUGGUAGUUCUAGUGCUCUUUCACUUGCUAGAGGGUCGAGACCAGUCACGUUAAUGGAACCAGUGUGAUUUUUAAAGGACAGUAGCCCCCCCCUGCCCAAGAAAGCUAAUGAGCUGUAUGAGUCACCCCCAAUGGAAGAUUAUUCAUUUUGCAGCUGGUUUGUAUUUCGCAAUACAUGUUCAUGUAUUUUUCUUAUUAAAGUGUUUUUUUGUGA